UGAUGUCGCUCGAGCUAUAUUUUGUAAUUUUCGUUCUCGGCCUUCAUAUUGUUGCGAAAAUUAGCAGUUAUUAUGGAGAGCAUGAGAUGCAAGAAGCAACGUUGCAAAGUCUGGGUAUCAGCAAGCGAGACGGCUAAGGCCUUCGGUCUCCACAGGGUCCUAAAGCCUUUGUUGACAAACCAAUAGCCGUAUUUACCGUAGACAAGCUGCCUAUGUCGUUGAUAAAUUAUCAAAUGGACGAAUCACGUUAAUAUUAUUAAGUGUGGCUGUCCUUUGUUUAUUACGCUCAGUGGCUGUUGGUGAAUAUGUUGAGGCAACGCAACGAUCGUUUUUAAACGAUUAAAAUAAAUAAAUAAAUACGAAAACAAACCGUAUUGUAUAAAAUGGGUAUUGCAACAGUGUAUCCACUGGGCCAUUUCCCCUGUCACAACAAAGCCAAUCGCUGGAAAACGCGUUUGCUCAAAUUAUGCGCCGGAUAAGAAACUGGUUUUCUACUGUGCUUUUACUGUUAAAAUAUAGAUAAUGUAGGCUGCAUGAAUCCAUAGCCUACUUUUAUAUGGUCUGACAACAGACAAUGUGCACAGUAGAUAGCCUACUGUAUAGAACAAAUGUAGGACGGAAAAUGAAACUCUGUUUUUUGAACAAUGGGGUAUAAGCGAUAUUUUUUCAUAAUAAAUUGGUUUAAUCCAUUGUUUCUGCCUACGGGACUGUACUAAAUUAUCUGUUUCGGUGCAGAGUCUAAUAAGGACCAUUGACCGAAAUAGCAUAAAUAAUAAUGAUAAAUAUAUGGGGAAUCGAUAACGUUCAACGUGUAUGUCGUGCUAUGUGUAUUAUGAAUAAUACUGAUUAAAUAAAUAAACAUAGACGGAAUGAAAUUAUCCAUUUCCCAAACGGAGAAACCAUCAGCUGUAGGUUAGACAUAACGGACCGUCAUCAACUGAGUAACCUACAAAAGUAGGCAACUGGAAACUUUAAAAUAGUAAAUUAUGCCAGCGGGGUUAGUUGUGACAUUUUGAUAUGGCAUUGCAAACGCAAGCUAAUAUUUUAAGAAUAAAAGUAGGCUAUGUGAGCGUUUUAAGCUACCUGUAGCCUAAUACUCGACGUCAGAUCAUAGCCAACGACGUGGUUUCUCUUUGCAGUUGUAUAUGCAAAUGCAGCAUUUGCCACUGUCUCAGAGGAGUAUAUCUACGUGUUACUAAUUAUAUUAAUGACAUUUUUUAAAUUCCUAAAACGGCGUAGGAAAAACGAUUAUUACUAAACUAAUCAGCAACCAUACUGCUAGCAGUGCACGUUCGGUUUCUAAACCAUAUAGCUAAUUUAAAUAUCCCCAGGAGUUCCUGUCGAGAAUACAAUGUUGUGGGUGUUGUGAAUCAGCUAGCUUUAUGACCCAGUAGUGUCCUUCCUCUUUGCAGCUGCUUGUGCUGUUGCAGGAGGACCAGAAAUCUGCAAUAAGGGGAGCUAUGUCGUCAAAGCCCAUCCUCGGCGAAGCGUGAUCAACCAUGAUGAAGACCGAAUCCCCGUCCGCAGCCAGCAACGGCGGCAGCAGCAGCACGUCGCUGAGGAGCCCCUCACCGCACAGAAACGCCUAUGAGGCGGGUAUCCAGGCGCUCAAGCAGGCUAAGGAUGCCCUGAACAACGCUACGAACGGGGAUGAAGGCAAGGACUGUAAGCCCAGGCCCCCCGGUCGGGGCCGCAGGUACGGCUCUAACGUCCACCGCAUUAAGAACAUGUUCAUGCAGAUGGGCACAGGGCCGGGGGAGGAGGAGGAUCCGGCCAAGGCUAAGGACCAGGCGGUGCGCCUGUCGCUUCCCAGGGCCAGCAGCCUGAAUGAGAACGUGGACCACAGCGCGCUGCUCAAACUGGGCUCCACCGUCUCCGAGCGCGUCAGCCGCUUCGACGGCAAGGGGGACGGCGGGGCACCGCGCGGCGCCUGCGGCUUCUCCAAGCUGCAGGAGACCCGCAAGAUCUUCGAGCAGCGCCACCUGCAGGAGAAACAGGCGGCCACCAACCGCAUCUUGCUGAAGAAGGAGCGGGCGUCGGGCUUCCAGGAUGGCCGGCUGGACGUGGUGGUGCGCUUCAACGGCAGCAACGAGUCCCUGGACAGCCUGGAUGCCAUGGGUGCGGGGGAGGCCGUGUCGCCCACCGUCAGCCAGCUCAGCGCCGUCUUUGAGAAGGCCGACCUCCGCAACAACCUGCACCGGCCCUCCCCCGCUCGCGGAGUGGGCGUUCUCAAUUCCAAAAUAAUCACCAAGAAGGGGCGCGUGUUCCCCCCAGUCGCCGCUAAGGAUGACGGCGGGCUCCCCAAGGCCCCCGAGGGGCCGCCCCAGAGCCCCAGGACCAAAGCAGGUGCACAGAGAGAGGAGGGAGCCUCCUCUUCCACUGGCGCCCCGAGGUCAGGGGGCGGGGCCAAGCCCAAGGAGCUGAACAAGCACAGGGCGGGGUCAGAGGAAAGCAAGCAGCUGGCCCUGGACCAGGCCAAGAGGGAGUCCAAGGCCGGAGUGGGGGAGGACGCCAGCGGGAAGGACGCCCUGGAGACGGGCAGCAGGCUGGUGCAGGCUGAGAUCCACGCCUCCCUGGAGAACGGCGAGACCACCAGGGCUCAGGACGAGGCCUCCGAGACAGGCUCCUCAAUCCCAGAGGGCCCCGAGGCAGAGAAGGGGCAGGAGGAAGGAGGGCGGGCGGAGGGGGAGGAGCCUGAGGGGUCGCCGCAGGGCGAGGACGCAGGGGAGGAGUCCCGGAGGGACGACUACUCCGAGGCGGACCUGGUGGACAUCAGUGCGUACAGCGGCAUCGGGGAGGACUCCGGCGGCAGCCAGCUGGACGAGGACGAGGAGGACGAGGAUGAGGCCUACGAGCCCGAGUCCAGCUGCCUGGAGGUCCCAGGCCUGCCUGCUGAAGAGGAGCCGCCGCCCAGCCGAAAGAUCUGCUUCAGCACCAACCCCAUCAAGGUGUUCACCACAUACUCCAACGAGGAAUAUGACCGGCGCAAUGACGACGUGGACCCCAUGGCGGCGUCGGCCGAGUACGAGCUGGAGAAGAGGGUGGAGCGGCUGGACCUUUUCCCCGUGGAGCUGGAGAAAGACGGAGACGGCCUGGGCAUCAGCAUCAUCGGCAUGGGCGCCGGCGCCGACAUGGGCCUGGAGAAGCUCGGCAUCUUCGUCAAGACGGUCACUGAGGGAGGGGCCGCACACCGGGACGGCAGGAUCCAGGUGAACGACCUCAUCGUGGAGGUGGACGGCACCAGCCUGGUGGGCGUGACCCAGAGCUUCGCCGCCUCCGUCCUGAGGAACACCACCGGCACCGUCAGGUUCACGAUUGGGCGGGAGAAGCCGGGCGAGCAGAGUGAGGUGGCCCAGCUCAUCCAGCAGACGCUGGACCAGGAGCGCUGGCAGCGGGAGAUGAUGGAGCAGCGGUACUCCCAGUACAUGGACGACGAGGACGAGACUGGAGAGUACGCCACUGAUGAAGAGGAGGAGAUGAGCCCCAUGUUCCCGAACACCAUCGAGGUGUUUGACCUGGCCGAGAACGAGGACAUGCUGUCGCCCGUGGAGAUGGACCCCGAGAAGCUGGCACACAAGUUCAAAGAGCUUCAGAUAAAGCACGCGGUGACGGAGGCCGAGAUCCAGCAGCUGAAGAGAAAGCUGGCGCACGCCGAACAGGACAAGCUGCGCUGGCGCAUGGAGAAGGCGCAGCUGGAGCAGAGUGUGCAGGAGAACAAGGAGCGCAUGGAGAAGCUGGAGGGCUACUGGAUGGAGGCGCAGAGCCUAUGUCAGGCCGUUGACGAGCACCUGAAGGAGACGCAGGCACAGUACCAGACCCUGGAGCGCAAGUACUGCAAGGCCAAGCGCCUCAUUAAGGAGUACCAGCAGAAGGAGAUUGAGUUCCUGAAGAAGGAGACGGCCCAGCGUCGGGCACACGAGGAAACAGAAGCUACUCACAAGGAUGAGACAGAUAAUCUGCAGGACAAGAUCACAGACCUGGAGACCAAGGUGGAUGCCCUGAAGACCUCUGAGCCCUCAUAGGUGCGCCCGGCUGGGAGGACCACCAGUUUCCGCAGACCCUGCUCACACGCACCUUUCCCCAGACCGAGCGCACCAAGACCGCCAACGAGAACAAAAUUCACACAACAAAAAAAAACAAAAAACAAAAAAAAACAA
This is a messenger RNA of Anguilla rostrata (American eel), 4157 nucleotides long. RefSeq names its product protein phosphatase 1, regulatory subunit 9Ba (gene ppp1r9ba). Gene Ontology annotation, molecular function: actin filament binding. Bases 1500 to 4022 code for a protein of 840 amino acids. Gene Ontology annotation, biological process: neuron projection development; calcium-mediated signaling; actin filament organization. The transcript has 11 exons. NCBI's taxonomy places the organism in Eukaryota, Metazoa, Chordata, Actinopteri, Anguilliformes, Anguillidae. The record is from RefSeq and is a predicted model, not a curated record. Gene Ontology annotation, cellular component: cytoplasm; postsynaptic density; actin cytoskeleton.